Molecule: messenger RNA, 1011 nt
Organism: Serendipita indica DSM 11827
Lineage: Eukaryota; Fungi; Basidiomycota; Agaricomycetes; Sebacinales; Serendipitaceae
Source: the annotation of a GenBank genome assembly
AUGCGGUCUUUUAUCACAGUCUUCCUUCUUCUCGCCGCGGCGACGAUCGAUGGCGUACUCGCUCGGUCUGCUGGCUGUGGCAAGAGCCCUCCGUCCAGCGGCACAAAGUCCAUGACCGUCAACGGCAAGACUCGGCAAUAUAUCCUCCAGGUUCCUGCCAACUAUGACCCUAACAAGCCAUACAAGCUGAUCUUUGGCUUCCAUUGGCUGGGAGGGAACAUGAAUGCCGUGGCACCUGGGUACUACGGCCUGCGAAACCUCGCGGGGGAGAGUGCCAUCUUUGUGGCUCCAAACGGACUCAACAAUGGCUGGGGUAACAGUGGCGGUGAGGAUACAACGUUUGUGGACAACAUGAUUAGCACCAUCGAGAACCAGCUCUGUGUCGAUGAGACGCAACGCUUUGCUACCGGAUGGAGCUACGGCGGUGCUAUGUCGUAUUCACUUGCCUGCUCACGCCCUAAUGUAUUCCGUGCUGUGGCUGUCAUUUCUGGCGCCCAGCUCAGUGGCUGCAGCCCCGGUACCCAGCCAGUCCCCUACCUCGGCAUCCAUGGCGUCGUCGACAGCGUUCUGAACAUCAGCAAUGGUCGCCAGCUGCGUGACAAAUUCCUCGCCAACAAUGGUUGUGCCGCCAAAACUGCCCCGGAGCCCGCCCCAGGCACUGGUACGCAUAUCAAGACGACUUACAGCUGCCGCGCUGGAUACCCUGUAUGGUGGAUUGCUCAUAGCGGUGAUCACGUUCCCGAUCCGCAUGACAGCAAUGGAAACUACUGGGCACCCGGUGAGACGUGGACCUUCUUCACCCAGGCCAUCAAUGGUGGUACGCAGUCUUCCCAGUCCCAGCCUCAGUCUUCAAGCACUCCACGACCAUCUUCCACGUCCUCUGGCAACAAUGGCGGCAAUUGCGCUGCCAAAUGGGCUCAGUGUGGUGGUCAGGGAUACUCUGGUCCGACGUGCUGCCAGUCUGGUAGCACAUGUCAAUUCUCAAACACUUGGUACUCCCAGUGCUUGUAG